Messenger RNA from Syngnathus acus (greater pipefish), 4308 nucleotides. It is a transcript of the gene fam171a1, whose product is annotated as family with sequence similarity 171 member A1. Bases 308 to 2887 code for a protein of 859 amino acids. The transcript is spliced from 9 exons. Gene Ontology annotation, cellular component: plasma membrane. Gene Ontology annotation, biological process: regulation of cell shape; stress fiber assembly. Lineage: Eukaryota; Metazoa; Chordata; Actinopteri; Syngnathiformes; Syngnathidae. The record is from RefSeq and is a predicted model, not a curated record.
UUGGUGCUGUUUUUUGGGCAUGUGGCUCUGAAGCUCAGGGCUGCCUCCCUCCCUGACUCUGGCUGGUCGAUGAAAAAGAAAGCUAGGAAAAGAGGGGCUGUGGAUCCGCCACGGGAGACAAGAAACGACUUUAAUUUGGGACUGCUGAUGCUGCUAAACAUGGAGCGCCGCCGCCUUCACGGACUAAUCGGGGCAAAUACCGAUGAGGGCGUUUGUUGAGUUUAUUAAAGCCCAAAAGAUUCGGCAGAUACUUUGCUUCUUUUUUCCCCCUUUUUGUUUUUUUUAGCCGUUGAUACUCCCAUCUGCAAUGAUGCGGGCUGUGGAAGGAAAAGGGAGUUGGACCACCGUGCUUGUACUCUUCGUUAUCGGAUUGCUCGUUUCAGAAGGCUCCAGCAAAACCACGGAGGAUGAGGUGACUCUGAAGGUCCACCUGAGCGACGCCAGCACUCACCAGCCUUUGGCAGGAGCAUCCAUUCAGCUCUUUGCCAACCACACUUUGGUAACCACGGAAACCUCACUGGCAGACGGCAACGCCUUCCUGCGCUUCCCAUACCGCCUGGGGACCCCUCUGGUCAUCACCGCAACCAAAAACGGAUACGUGCCAAACUCUGUGCCGUGGACGCCUUCCCGACUACCUGUUUUUUCUUCCAUUAGCCUGACUCUUCUACCAGAGAGAGCCGCCACACUCACAGUCUAUGACGAUGUGGUGGAGAUCGUGUCGAAUUUCCAAGGUUUGAGACGCCAGGCCAGUGUUCAUUUCCAGCGCCGAGCUUUGACGCUUCCGGUCGACACGUCCUACGCCAACCUGACCGCGCUUCUGACUGUGGCCGACUCGCCCUCGCACAUCCGGCACUUUCCGUACCUGCAGGUUCCCGCCGACAACGGCACAGGAACAGAGAAGCCGUUGGAGCUGACUCCCGUGGCGGCCGUCUCCGUCCACCUUUUGGCCAGCGACGGGCUGGAGCUGCAGGUGGAUGAGCCAAUCACGGUGUCCGUCCCGCUGCCCGCAGACAGUGGCCUGAAGGAAAAUGAUCACGUCCCAGCUUGGAGAUUUGACCCACGUUUGGGUUCCUGGAUAAAGAGUAGUUGGGGCCACGUUCAGAGGGUGGACCACCAGCUCGUUCUCACCUACAUUGCUCCUCAAUUGGGAUACUGGGUGGCCGCCAUGUUGCCUCCUCAGUCAGGUCUGCUGGGUAUGAAAGACAUCAGCAUGUACCACACGAUGUUUCUGCUGGCCAUUCUUGGAGGCAUGGCACUCAUUCUUCUGUGUUUGCUCUGCGUCCUCCUCUACUACUGCAGACGUCGUUGCUUGAAGCCCCGUAGCUCUCACCGUAAGCUCACCUUGUCCUCCGGUCUGGACAGCAGCAAGAGGGACCAAGCCACCUCCAUGUCCCACCUCAACCUCAUCAGCAACGAGGUGCAACUGGAGCUCGUUUCCACGGCGACCGAGCCCGACAUGACCACGCCGAUGCUGAAGCCGUCCUCUUACGAGCGCGGAGACGACCGCCGCCCGCACGCCUUGAUGCAGCACAACAAACACAGCCGCUCUUCGCUGGGCAACAGCCAGCACGGCUCUUCCCUCGGCAACCUGACGCCUCGCAGCAGAGACUACCGUCAGUCCGCGGAGACUAUGCAGUUGAAGUCGGCCAUGUCGUGCGGGGCCGAGCGAGGCUACCGCCAGUCCUACGUCUCGGUGUGCUCGUCCGGCAACCACAUGUCCGACGGGCUAUCGCCAUCCAAGCACGGACAGUUGUCAGAACAUCAGCUGAGCGGGAUUGUCAUCUCCCCUUCUUCGCCCCCUCGCUCCCCUUCCAGAGGGGAGGGAAGUGACCUCAGGGCCCCUGAUUACCUCCUCUCCCGCUCUGUCGACAAUUUAGAGCGACCCCCUUCGCUCGUCCGGCCCGGCCAGCUACUGUGCUGCGCAUCCGUGGACCUGCUGAGCGGUGGAGAAAGCUACCCGAGGGUACGGCCCACCCUGGUCAUUCCCGCUCACUACAUGCGCCUGCCUGGGGAGCACCCCCUGUCAGGUCAGGCCCUCCUACUGCAGGCAGACGAGCAGAGUGACCUGGAGACCAUCCAGGCCGAGCUCAAUGCCUCGCAAUCCUCGGGACAAAGCCCCAAAGACUGCGUCCCGCGUCCUGACGAGCAAGGUGAAGGAGAGAAGCUGGUGUCCAUUCCAGGAGCGCUCGGAGAAACGGGUCUGGUGGAAAUAAACAGCGAAGACACCCUCUUGGCGGAAAAGACUUUGAUGGAGCUCAGAGGAGGCAAGCCUCUGCCACACCCGCGAGCCUGGUUCGUCUCGCUGGAGGGCCGCUCCAAUGCGCACAUCCGACACUCCUACAUUGACCUCCAGCGGGCCGGUUGCCACGGCAACGCCACGAGCGCGCCAGGCCCGCAAGGCGGCGGGCGGAGGCACGGCAGCGGCACCGACGCCAGCUUGGACUCCGGCGUGGACCUCAACGAGCCCCGAGCGGGUCGCAGGGGACGGGAUGUGGGGCAGGAGGACCGGCAGGUGGAGAAAGAGGGGUCCAAAAGCACAACGCCAACCACGGCCUUCACAAAACUGGUGUAUGUGGACGAUCUGGACGGGGCUGGCAGCAAGGACACCCUCAAUUACAUCUCCCAGGACAGCAACUUGGGGUCCGUCCACUCCGUCAAGGAAGAAGCAGAGAGCGUCCAAAUCCACACAGAACCCCCAUCGGUUUCCUCCUCCUCCCCCGCUUCUCCUCCCCUGACGCCACCUGACAGCGUGACUGUCAAAAACGAUCGUACGCGGCUGUCCGCCUCCCCCAAGCAUGAUGCACCACCUGAAGAUGGAGAGGAAGAAAAGAAGAGCCCCUGGCAGAAGAGGGAAGAGCGCCCCCUGCUGGCUUUCAAUUUGAAGUAAAUUCUCAGGUGGGAAGGAUGUGCCCGUUGAACAUUUAUAUAGCACUGACAUAUAUCGCACCACUCACAAAAAGUUUGGGAUAUUGGUGAAAUGUCAGGAUUAAUCGAAAGUGGAUUAUGACUUUCAUCUGACCUUCUUUAUGAAUGAUGAAUACGCAUUAAGUUGAGAAGAGGUCAAAGUGACUUUCACCCAAAAAGCUGGUAACUUUUUUGUGAGCGAUGGACUGCAGCACUGGGAUCCAUCAACCGAAGGGACAACGCUGAACUUUUAUAAACUUUUAUGUCCUUUUCUAUGAAAUGACCACUGUCAUCCUCCUCAUCUACGUAACGACGCCACUAGGAGGCGCAAUGUACACAUUGCCUGAAGGACUCUGGAGUUUUUUUUUUUGUUUUUUUUUAAGUCAAAACAAAUAUAUGCCUUUUUUUUUUAAAGAGCUGUAGUACAGCCAAAUAGAUGAUUAUCACAAACGAAGGACAACAGGAAGCUUUUUCCUUAAGCCAUAUUGGCCUCGGACCACUGACGGUCAAAGCACUGUCGUGUAAUCAGACAAUGUGACACAGCACCCACUUGGAUGGAAUACCACGACGAGUUAUGCCUCCAGUAAACGAUACUGACUAAUACUAUGAAGGGUUUUUGUACGAGUUGAAUCACUGACUGGCUAUGCAUCACUUUUAUGCGCCUGCUUGAGAUGCCUUUUUUUUUUUGUGUCUAUUUUGGUUGCCAACGUGAAGUAUUUUAACCCGAUGAGGCUACUUCCUCUUCAAAUAUGUUAAGGGCUUUUCUUCUUCGUCUGCCUUAUUCUGUGGUUUUUAGUUUACGUAUCGUUAUUUGAACUGAAACCAAACCGUUAUCGUUUGCAGUAUUUUCCCCCCCUUUUGUUCCCGAUUUUUCCAAGUGCCUUUUUCUUAAAAUGCACAUUUCCAGAAGUGAUCACCGUGUUUGUUUCUCACCUUCUUUUGCCUUUUUCCUUCUCUACCUCAGCUGUUGUUCUCGUUCCCGCUUGUGACCAAAAGUAUGCAGUUAAAUGUUUUCACUACACUGCGCACAGCUCACAAUAUUCCGCAAGCACAUCGAGAAGCACUGAGAUGGUUUGCGGCAUAGCAGGGAAUGAAUAAGAAAAGUGUCAAAGUAACAGGUUGAGCAUUUAGAGUGUGGACAUUUGUCUCAAAAUGUGCUUUUCAGAGUGAUGCAUGUUUUUUUAUGGCCUACUGUAUCUAUAUAAGAGUGCCGGGAAAUAAUCAAAUCCACUCUGGAUUUAUAUAGUCAUAACAAUCAUAUUUUUGGUUUUGUUUCUUUCCUAUCGCAAAUCAUGUAAGUUUGUGUUCGGGUAAGCGUUUGAGCAGUGGCAGUACCACUCGUGUGUACAUUGAUCGUUUGCAUUAUAUAUUUGAAGUUAUUCUGAAUAAACAACCAGACUGGAA